UCUGUCUUUACUCAUGGCCAAUUAUAUGUUGCUUUAUCAAGAGUUCAAUCAAAAAAUAAUAUUAAAGUAUUAGUUAAGGAUGGACAUAUUGAAGGAAAAGAUGGUGUAUAUACUAAAAAUAUUGUAUAUAAAGAA
Scutellospora calospora is the source of this 135-nucleotide messenger RNA. Lineage: Eukaryota; Fungi; Glomeromycota; Glomeromycetes; Diversisporales; Gigasporaceae. The record is from the annotation of a GenBank genome assembly.